Messenger RNA from Cyprinodon variegatus (sheepshead minnow), 2880 nucleotides. It is a transcript of the gene esf1, whose product is annotated as ESF1 nucleolar pre-rRNA processing protein homolog. The transcript has 14 exons. Gene Ontology annotation, cellular component: nucleus. Gene Ontology annotation, molecular function: RNA binding. Gene Ontology annotation, biological process: rRNA processing. The coding region runs from base 73 to 2322 and encodes 749 amino acids. The record is from RefSeq and is a predicted model, not a curated record. Lineage: Eukaryota; Metazoa; Chordata; Actinopteri; Cyprinodontiformes; Cyprinodontidae.
AGAGUGCAUGCUGGGAGAACACAUGUGUGAGGAGGACUGGUGAAGGUAAGGCUGUGAUUAUUUUCCCCCAUCAUGUCCAGAAAAAAGCAGGAAGAGGAUGAACGGUUCCGCCGGGUCCAGAAGGACCCCAGGUUCUGGGAGAUGCCAGAGAAAGAACAAAAGGUCAAGAUCGACAAGCGCUUUCAGUCCAUGUUCCAUGACCAGCGCUUCAAGGUGAAGCAGACGGUGGACAAACGAGGUCGGCCCGUCAGCCACUCCACCUCUGAGGAUCUGAGGCGGUUCUACAAGCUGUCUGAUUCAGAUGAAGAUGAUGAUGAUGAGCCUCCAAAGGUGGGGAAGGGGGAGAAGAAGAAGACAAAAGCAGUGGAGCCGUCUGGACGAGGAACUGCUGCAGAAAAAGAUGAUGAAGAUGAGGAGCAGCUGUCUGAGGAUGAAGAUCUGGGAGACAGUGACUCUGAUGAAAAUGGGGAGGGUUAUGAAGAGGAGGAGGAGAGCGAUGCAGCGAGGGGGUCUGACGAUGAGUCCAGUUUGGAUUCUGGCGACGACAGCGACAGCGGACCUGAUCUGGCCCGAGGUAAAGGAAAUAUCGAGACCAGCUCAGAUGAAGAUGAUGACGAUGAUGAUGUGGAAGACAUCCUGAAGAAAGAGGAAGAGGAGAUUGAACAUGACUGGGGGGAGCUGUGCAAAGACGCUCCACGGAGUGAUGAGGUCUCUGCUCGGAUCGCUGUCUGCAACAUGGACUGGGAUCGCAUGAAGGCUAAAGACCUGCUGGCUCUGUUUAACUCCUUCACACCUAAAGGGGGCGCCGUGCUGUCUGUGAAGAUCUACCCGUCAGAGUUCGGUAAGGAGAGACUGAAGAUGGAGGAGACGCAGGGACCGCCGGAGCUGAAGGCGCUGCCUGACGACUCUGAGGACGACACAGAGGAAGAGAAGGUUUAUAGGGAGAAGCUGCGGGACUACCAGUUCAAGCGUCUGAAGUAUUUCUACGCUGUGGUGGAGUGCGACUCUCCCGAAACGGCGGCCAAGAUCUAUGAGGAAUGCGAUGGCUAUGAAUAUGAGAGCAGCUGCUCUGUUCUGGACCUUCGUUUUAUUCCUGACGAUGUGAUGUUUGAAGAGGAGCCCAAAGACGUGGCGACAGAUAUCAAUCUGUCAGCAUACCAACCCAAACUCUUUACCUCUUCUGCUACGGCCACCUCAAAGGUGCAGCUGACGUGGGAUGAAACGGACCACGAGCGCGUGACGGCACUGAGCAGAAAGUUCAACAAAGACGAGCUGCUGGACUUGGACUUUAAGGCUUACCUGGCGUCCUCCAGUGAGGAGGAUGAAGAUGAAGAGCAGGAGGAUGAAGCAAGCAAAGAAGAGGCCAUCAGUGAAGAAGUGGAGGAGAAAGAGAAGAAGAGGAAGAAGAAGGAGAGAAGUGAGGAGCAGAUCAAUAAAUACAGGGAGCUGCUGAACAGCAUCCAGGUCAAAGAGAAGAAGCUGCAGGAGGAAAAAGACAUGGAGAUGGAGAUCACCUGGGUGCCAGGUUUAAGGGAGACAACAGAGAAGCUGGUGAAGAAGAAGCUGGAGGGCAAGGACAAUUUGACGCCCUGGGAGGAGUAUCUAGAGAAGAAGAAGGAGAAAAAGAAGCAAAAGAAAAGUAAAAAAAAGCAGGGAGCUGAUGAAGAGCUUAGUGAUGACGAGCUUCCAUCUGAUGUUGACCUCAGCGACCCGUUUUUCUCAGAGGAGCUUGGAACAUCAGACCUGAAGAAGAAACAGAAGAAGAAAAAGGAAGAAAAGAAAACCGAGGAUAAGAAAACGACGGUUGAGGAGGAAGAGGAGCUUGAAAAACAGAAGGCUGAGAUGGCUCUGCUGAUGGAGGACGACGAAGACGAAGCCAAACACAAACACUUCAACUACGACAAGAUCGUAGAACAACAGAACCUGAGCAAGAAGAAGAGGAAAAAGCUGCUAAAGAAAGGUGGAGAGUCACUGGAGGAGGACGACUUCAAGGUGGACGUCUCAGACCCCCGUUUCCAGGCCAUGUUCACCUCCCACCUGUUCAACCUGGACCCCUCCCAUCCCAGCUUCAAAAAGACCAAAGCCACACAGAGCAUCCUAGAGGAGAAGCACCGGCGCCGAGAGCUGGGGCUCAACGCACAGAAGCCAGCGACCGCCUCAGAGGCGGCCGCAGAGCCAGGCAGCAAACAGGAAGGAGCAAAGCGAGAAAAGGACUCUUUGACACAGAAGAAAGCAAUGGAUCCAAGCCUGUCGUUGCUGGUUAAAUCCAUCAAAAGCAAAACGGAGCAGUUCCAGGCUCGUAAAAAACAGAAAGUGACGUAAAUCUUCCUGAUAUACGAGCCACUUCCUGCUGCUGGGACGUUUUUUUUUUAUUUUUGCGCAGGAAAACUAUACAAGUGGAAGUAAAAGCAAUCUGAAUCAGAGCUAUCAGCAUCAGUGGUUAAUUUAAUUACACCUGAAGAUACAGUUAAUAGCAAUUGCUUCGUAUUUAUAAUGUUUUAAUAAAUAUGAAGCAUUUGGAAUGUGGAUGGAAAUGUGUUCAGUCUUCAGAUGUUACAUUUAUAAGGAUACGACGAGUCCCAUCAUAUGUGACAGUCUGGCUAAUCUGGCCUCUUACUUUCACUAAUAUUUUCUACUUUGCAGUGCUAAUAUUUGUUGAAAGUUCUCUUAUGAAAUGUAAAUGUGAACCAUCCAUCCAUUUUCUGACACGCUUUAUCCCAAGUGGGGUCACGAGGGGUGCUGGUGCCUAAUCUCCAGCUGUCUACGGGCGAGAGGCGGGGUACAGCCUGGACAGGUGGCCAGUGCAUCGCAGGGCUGUAUAUGUGAACAUUUUGCAUAAAGGCAAAAAAAUAAAACAAUUUUCACAUUUUAACUGAUUCA